Molecule: messenger RNA, 4936 nt
Organism: Marmota monax (woodchuck)
Lineage: Eukaryota; Metazoa; Chordata; Mammalia; Rodentia; Sciuridae
Gene: Slain2
Product: SLAIN motif family member 2
Exons: 9
Coding region: 205-2025 (606 amino acids)
Biological process (GO): microtubule nucleation; positive regulation of microtubule polymerization; cytoplasmic microtubule organization
Cellular component (GO): microtubule plus-end
Source: RefSeq, a predicted model, not a curated record
CGGAGCCGGCGCAGAUGAGGCGGCUCGGCUGGGGCCAGCGGCGCUUCGGAACCCGAGCUGGAGGGACCCUGGCGGUGGGGCCUGUCCCUGCUCUAUGCCGGCGCCUCGGCUAGAGUGAGCGGCGGCAGCGGCGGCGACGCCUCUUUCCUCCGGCCGGUUCCCUGUGGCUGUGAGUCCGAGCGGGUGGCCGGCGGCGGGGUCGGGAUGGAGGACGUUAACUCCAACGUGAACGCGGACCAGGAGGUGCGGAAGCUGCAGGAGCUGGUGAAGAAGCUGGAGAAGCAGAACGAGCAGCUGAGGAGCCGCUCGGGGGCCGUGCAGGGCGCAGGCCCCCUUGGGCCCGGCAGUCCGGUUCGGGCCGGCGUGUCCACUCCCUCCUCUGGCUCGGCGUCCCCUCGGGGCUUCCCUUUGGGCCUCAGCACCAAGUCGGGCAGCGGGGCCGGAUCGGGCCCGAGACGGACGAGUAGUGAGGAGCUGCGGGACGCGACCUCCUUGCUGGCAUCUGGCGAGGGCGGCUUGCUGGACGAGGUGGAGCCGCUGCGGCCCGACGAACUGGAGCGCCUGUCAGGCUGGGAGGAGGAGGAGGAGAGCUGGCUGUAUUCAUCACCAAAGAAAAAACUUACACCAAUGCAGAAAUCGGUUAGUCCAUUAGUAUGGUGCAGGCAAGUUUUGGAUUACCCAAGUCCUGAUGUUGAAUGUGCUAAAAAGUCUCUUAUCCACAAACUUGAUCAAACUAUGUCAGCUCUCAAGAGACAGAAUUUAUAUAAUAAUCCUUUCAACUCUAUGAGUUACUCAAGUCCUUACAGUCCAAAUGCCAGUAGCCCAUACAGCAGUGGCUUCAAUUCUCCAUCCUCAACCCCAGUGCGACCUCCUAUAGUCAAACAACUUAUACUUCCUGGAAAUUCAGGUAACUUCAAAAGUUCAUCAGACAGAAAUCCUCCGCUCAGUCCUCAAUCCUCUAUAGAUAGUGAGUUAAGUGCUUCAGAAUUAGAUGAAGAUUCAAUUGGAUCCAAUUAUAAGUUAAAUGAUGUAACUGAUGUGCAGAUUCUAGCCCGGAUGCAGGAAGAAAGUCUCCGGCAGGAAUAUGCAGCCACCACUUCUCGGCGCAGUUCUGGUUCAUCUUGCAAUUCUACAAGACGGGGUACUUUUAGUGAUCAGGAACUUGAUGCACAAAGUUUAGAUGAUGAAGAUGACAAUAUGCAUCAUGCAGUAUACCCUGCUGUUAACAGGUUUUCACCAUCACCACGCAAUUCACCUCGACCAUCACCUAAGCAGUCGCCCAGAAAUUCACCUCGUUCACGAUCUCCUGCUCGGGGAAUAGAAUAUAGUAGAGUGUCCCCACAGCCUAUGAUUAGCCGCUUACAGCAGCCGCGCCUUUCACUUCAAGGCCAUCCCACAGAUUUACAGACAAGCAAUGUUAAAAAUGAAGAAAAACUAAGGCGCAGUCUUCCAAACCUGUCCCGUACAUCUAAUACACAAGUUGACUCAGUGAAAAGCAGCAGAAGUGACUCAAAUUUUCAAGUGCCAAAUGGAGGAAUACCUCGCAUGCAACCUCAGGCUUCAGCCACUUCGCAAAGGCUGAAAAAUUUGCCUCGUACUUCCCUCAAAGCCAAACAGUUGCUUCAAACUUCAUCUACAAAAAGAGUACCUUCUCCAGGCAAAUUCCGCUCCCCUGCAGCACCAUCUCCUUUGGCUCUUCGGCAACCAGUGAAAGCAUUUAGUAACCAUGGUUCUCCUGGUAGCCAAGAAACAACACAGUUCACACAAACCACCUCCUCACCUGGGCCUCCUAUGGUUCAAAAUACAGUUCCAGCAAAUCCUCCCAGCAAUAUCAACAGCACUACGUUAACCAGACCUGCAGGGACAACGGCAAUGAGAAGUGGAUUGCCCAGACCCAGUGCCCCUUCUGCUGGGGGUAUACCAGUGCCUCGCAGCAAACUUGCACAGCCCGUUCGCAGAUCCUUGCCAGCUCCUAAAACCUAUGGUAGCAUGAAAGAUGACAGUUGGAAAGAUGGCUGUUAUUGACCAGCAAAGACAAGAAUGCAGAGAUCCACGGUUUCAUGGAUACCCCUUCACCAAGCUAAUAAACAACUUUUAUAUGCAGACUGUUCCGAUAAGACUCUUGGGAUUUAUAAAAUCCCAGCCCUCUCUGUCUUAUUAGCACAAACCGACAGAGAUGAUCAAGCAGCACUUUAAUGACAUUUAACAUCUGAUGUGUUUGGUAAUCAUACAAUCACUCUACAUGGAAUCACUUUUAGUUUUGUUUAAUAGAACCUUGGUUGAUUUUUAAAUAUUUGUCAAAGGCCAAUAUCUGGGCAAAUACCUAAUGGAUGCCAAAGAGAAAUGCCCAUUUGUAAAUGAGAGAGUACCUUUGUGCAUAAGAAAAUGGUGAAUUUAGGCUACCUAAAACUUCGCAUUCAACCUAAUUUACUGUAUAAAUGGUAUCAAUAAAUAUUUGUGUUAAUGAGAACUAAUAUUCUGACUAAUUAUCUAAAGUGAUUGAAUUCUCCAUAAAACGAGGUUAAGAUUUGGGGUUGGGAGGAGAAUGGGAGGAAGAAAUCCAGACUAGAGAUUAAAAUAUGGUACAUACACUUAAAAGAAUCUAUGGAUUAUUUUUUUCAGAUUUAUUGGAAAAAUUUUUUAAUCUUAAAUUUUGGACAUAGCUCACAUCAGCACCACCAGAUAGUGUUACAGUGUGCAUCCAUCAUGUUGCAUUGACACAUCAGACUUAUCUGUGUUUGUUUUGAUUGCCAAAAGGGCUCAAUAUCAGUUGUACAAUCUUUCUAAACUUUAUACUUCCUGGCUCAGGAAGAUGGCCUUUGCUACUGAAGCCAACUUCUUCACAUGCUGUUAUCUGUCACAGAAUUAAGAUAUCUCAUUUAUAUCGGCAGGUUUUCCAUGAUGGGAAAGAACAAGUGUGUGUCUUUAUUCUUGAUACAGCACCUCAGUGCUUACAACCUGGAACAAAACCAUACAGUGAGAGAGGGGGAAAAAAAUCUAUGCACUUAACCUACAAAGUCUCUGGUGGUGACGGUUGAAUUAUUGCUAUUAAAUGGCAUAACUGUCUAUUAUGUGGUAGGAAAUAUAGCCUGCUAAAUCCUACUUAGGUUGAUUCACUUUAUACUGGGUAACUGUAUAAAAUCUUUUGAAAAUACUGUCCCUUUUGACUUAAAUUCUGCCUUACAUCAAUUUUUGCAUUUUUGGUAACAAACCUACUGUACCUGACUCUAAUCUGUUAAAUAAAUACUUGCUUUCUAAUGGCUCUUAUAUACCAUCCUUGAAAUCACCUGUUUUUGUUUUAUCAGAUUAUUACCAAACUAAAACUUCUUCUGUAGCAGACUUCUCAUUUUUGACAUCAGGUCUGUUUUUAAGUACUUAAACAGCUCUAAAAUAUUGGCAGUUGGGUCACCUAAAAGAUUUUAGAGAUUUAAUCAUAAGUUUAUUUCCUAUUAAAGACAUUCUAUAAGUUGGCAAAGGAAAUUGAGAGAGAAAUGGAAGACAAUAUUCAGAACAGCAUUGAGGUUGAUAGGUUAAAAGAGUAAUAAAACCAAGACUCCCAUAUUGCUGUGACUGACACCUAAUAGCUUGACCAUUAGGAAGGCAUUGGGUUAGCACAAGCAGCUGCAGAUUUAAACUGCCAGUAUGGCGUAUAUUGCAAGGAAGAAAUUGUAUCCUUGAAUUGAAGGUGAUGGGGUGGGUCUGGGAAGAAUGAUGCCAGAAUUCUACAUGCUAAUGAACUGGAAAAUGUUGCUUUUUCAGAGGAAAAUAAAGCAUCUGCUUUGGUGAGGGGGGUUAUCUCAUGUAAAUCUAAGUAAAUAAAGAAUUAGCCACUGUCUCAUUUAAAAAUACCAUCCAUAAAAAAAACAAAACAGGUCUCCAUUUUCAGUGCAACAUUUCAAAAAAUAUAUGCUGCAAUCUAAUAAUUAAAAGGAACUUUAACCCUGUUAUGAAACAUCCAUUACCUUUUUAGUUAGAUAAUCAGUUUCAAAAGGAAUAUUCAGGUUAUUUAACUUUGUUUUUAAAUGGCUGCAUCAGAAAAAAAAAAAAAAGUCUAUUUUUUUUUAAUUAAACAGUUUCAUCACUUGUUAAAAACAUAUUUUGGAUCUGAGUUUGGUAAAGUAUUAUUUUACCUGCUAUUGUACUACCACAGAUUUUUGGCUUUUAGUUUCCUAAAGAGAAAAAAAAAAUGCCUUUUUACUAGAGAGCCUUUGUGUAUUGCCAGUUUUUCUGUUUGGGAAAAUCUAAGGAUUUACUGUGGUUAGUCUUACAGAAGAAAUGUGGAUUUGAUAAACUAGUGCCUAUGAUUUUAACUUAUGUUUGAUAUAUAGUAGUAAGGGUUUAUGAAUGUUGAUUAUUUUGUGCCAACAUCCCAGAAUUGUCAUUUAUAUGUAAGCAGAAAGCUAUGAACUCUGCUUCCAAAGUUAUUUAAUUUUCUCAGUGUUUGAAUGUUAUUUUUUGUAAGUGUGUUAAUAAAAGUGUAAAGAAUUGGAAAAAAAUAUAAAUAUUCUUAACUCGAGCAUUUGCUGGAUCAUUUUUCUAUAAAACUUGUUUGUAUAAUAUAAAACGCUCUCUGAAGAGUUGACUUUUUUCAGUUUUCAUACCCUGGAAAUCACAUUUUGUAAAACUGGGGACCAUUCAUAAUUGUCAGAUACUUUUUAAAAUUAUUUCAAAACAUCACUUUUAUAGAAAAAAAAAGUUUUUUUGAAAGAAAAUGAGAUACAUAUGUGGCCCCAGAUGUUUGUAUAACUCUAGGAUGAUCUAGACUAUGUAUGUUUAAAUUAACUUUCUAUUGACUGUACAGGUGUCCAUUUUUGACAUUACGCAUGGUCCUUUUAGAUCACAUGAAGUUUGAUUUGCAAACAUUUCUAUAGCUGAACUUGUAUGUGUGGUUGCUCCUUAAUAAACAGCCUGACCAUAAUGUUUAUUAUUAAAUUUA